AUGAGCAUUAAACCCGAAAUCACACUACUACUGGUGCUGCUGGUAUUCAGUUGUGGACAAGUUGGUGGCGAUGUAGCAGCAGCAAUUUCCCGUGAGGUUGGUAAACGUAGUAAUAUUGCUAUUGCGGUUAGAAGUACUGACAAUAUUAAAUCAAAAUUGUUAAAUUCACUAAUAUUAUUACAAAUUGAUAAACGUGCUGCACGAUUUUCAUUUCGAACAGAAAUUGAUGCAUCAUCAAAUGAUAUAUUAACUUUAGCUGUUGCAUCAGCACAAACCUUACUAGGUGUUAUACCUGGUGUUGGACCAUUUCUAGCAUUAGGUUUUACUGUUAUAUGGUCAUUAAUGGGUCCCAAAUUUGAAGAAGAGGAAGUUUCGUUAGAAACUCAAGUUCAAGGUUAUGUACAAGAAGCAAUUGCACUUUCAAAAACUAAAAUAUAUGAAGGUAAAUUAAUACAAGUUCACGAAAAUUUAGAUUUUUAUAAUCGUUCAUCAAUGGAUUGGUUUAAUGAUAAUUCGAGUACAACAAAACGGGAUAUUGUACGUGACCGGUUUAAUAUUGCUUAUGAUAAAGUAACAGAAAUUGUUAAUGUUGGUGGUGCACAAGACUAUUUAUAUGCUAUAAUUAGUUCAACAACACUUGCACAUCAACUUAUUAUAACAUUACUAAAAGACGUGACACGUUUUGGUAUGCAAUGGGAUUAUGGUGCAAGCGUAUUUAAUAAAUUUAUACAAGAUCGUCCAAAAUAUGCAAUAAUAUCAUAUAACCAAAUUUCUAGAGCAUUUAAUCAAUUUGAUGGAGUUUUAUAUAGUGCAAGUUCACAGGAAGCCAAAGGUGAAGUACCAUAUGUAGCAAUACAAGCAUAUCCAAGUGUUAUGAUACGCGCAUGUUUCUUACAGCGUACUUUACAUUAUUUACGUACAGAAUUAUAUCCAUAUGGUGAGCCAGCACAAAUAACCUCAGGCAGCUUGCCACAGAAUACAUUGUACUAUCAAAUCUAUGGUGAAUUAGAUACAGCAAGCGGAUAUUCGAGUGGAAGUAAGAAUUAUAACGUGGAUCAGGAACGUAAAAGACAUGCUGAAAAUUGUGUCUUAGGACGCACUACACCAUAUAGGGAACAAGUAGCCCAAUGCACUCCUAAUGGGAAUGGCGAAAAGCCAAGUUGCAUUUCUUUCACGUCAUUCUAUCAAACAUUUAGAUCACGAUCAAUGGCAGAACAAGCAGAACUUGGUACAAAUGUUAUAACACCAUAUUUGGCUGUAACGGUUACUGGAAACUAUUUUAUACGAAUGUAUUUUACACCGUCGAACAGUAUUAUAAAUAUACUUUCACCUGUGUUAAAUAUACAUAUAAGUAUGGAAUUUUAUACAGCACGUGCUGUUGUUGCACUAAGGCCUACAAAGCAAAUUAUUGCACCUUUUCCCGUAAAAGAAAUUGUACCAAGUUCUAAGAGUGGCCCGAAGGUUAUUUAUAAAUUUCAAAAUUAUAAAGCUACAACGAUGAUAUAUUUUUGGUGUAUGACAACAGAACUCACAUCGUAUAAAUCAAUUAAUCUUACAGCAUUAGAAAAAUUUCGUGUUUUAGUUGAUAAGACACAAAACUGGACAUUUCAUGCUUUAGAACUUUAUCGAGUAGAUCCAUCAACAAAUGGUACACAUACGUGUAUGUAG
Messenger RNA from Didymodactylos carnosus, 1668 nucleotides. NCBI's taxonomy places the organism in Eukaryota, Metazoa, Rotifera, Eurotatoria, Philodinida, Philodinidae. The record is from the annotation of a GenBank genome assembly.